AUGAUCUUUGCUAACAAGAAGCACUUCAGCACUGCUACUCUUGGGACACUGAUCACACUGUCCAUCAUAGCCCUUGUUCUCAGCCUGGUGGAGAUUGACGACGUCUCCCUGCCACCCACAGUCAAGCAUGGGAUGGUGUUUGAUGCAGGCUCAUCCCACACCUCCCUGUUUGUCUACGAGUGGGACUCAGACAAGGAGAACAACACUGGUGUGGUCAGCCAGGCCUUGUCCUGUGAUGUCCAGGGGCAAGGCAUAUCAAGCUAUGCCAACGAUCCCCCAAAAGCUGGUGACUCCCUACGAGCGUGCCUGGAAAAAGCCCACAAACUGCUUGCUGCAAAAAAUCAGCUUGUGUGGAACUGGGGGAAAAAACAGCCUGUUUGCUUGUGGUUUUGUCUGGUACUGAUGUGGCUGAGUAUGUGUCCUGACCUUUGACUCCUUCUCAGGCAGAAGAACAGCUCAGCUGCAGACCAAGUCCUGGCUGAAGUUGCUAAAACCAUGCAGGAGUACCCUGUGGUGUUCAGAGGGGCUCAGAUCCUCACAGGAGAGGAGGAGGGGGCUUAUGGCUGGAUCACCACCAACUACCUGCUGGACUCCUUCACCAAGUUCUCCCCCAGAGCACGUGCGUGGGUUCACCCGGAGGCAGCCAACGUUCAUGGGGCGCUGGAUCUUGGAGGAGCCUCCACUCAAAUCAGCUUUAUGCCUGAAAGUUCUGUCAGAAACUGGAGUGAAGCCUCCAAGUUCACACUGUACGGGUAUAACUACAGCAUCUACACCCACAGCUACCUCUGCUACGGGCAGAACGAGAUGCUGAAGCGCCUGGCAAAGGAAUUAAUUGCGGAGUCGGCCUCCAGCCCACGAGUCGACCACCCUUGCUACCCAAGAAACUACAAUGAAACCCUCUCACUGUCUUCCUUCAGCACCAGCCCCUGCACCAACCACAGCGACCCACGCCUGGGCCUUAGUGACAGGGAAGUGACCCUGGAGGGCAGGGGAAAUGCCAGCGGCUGCCUGGCUGCCAUCAAGAAGCUGUUCAACUUCUCGGCAUGUGGCCAGAGCCAGGACUGCACCUUCGACGGCGUCUCCCAGCCCCCCAUCCACGGGCACUUCAUUGCCUUCUCUGCCUUUUACUAUAACUUCAAGUUCCUCAAUCUGACAGAGGGGCAGUCACUGGGCACUGUCAGGGAGACCAUCGAGCAGUUCUGCACAAGAAGCUGGGAAGAUCUGUCUUCUAGCUACCCUGAAGAGCACCCUGAGCGACUGCCCAAAUACUGCGCCAACGCCAACUACAUCCUCACACUCCUUCUUGAUGCCUACAAGUUCAACCAGACCAGCUGGAACAAGAUCUUCUUCCGGAGGAAGGUGGGAAGUGCUGAUGUGGGUUGGACACUGGGCUACAUGCUGAACCUCACCAACAUGAUCCCAGCAGAGGCUCCGGUGCAGCUCAAGGGGCAUGUUCCUUCCCUGUGGGCUGCAGCCAUCACCUUCAUCAUCCUCACCCUUGCCUUGGGGAUUACUGCCUUGCUCCUGCUCCUGUGGGUGUAG
This is a messenger RNA of Chaetura pelagica (chimney swift), 1542 nucleotides long. Its product is annotated as ectonucleoside triphosphate diphosphohydrolase 8-like. The record is from RefSeq and is a predicted model, not a curated record. NCBI's taxonomy places the organism in Eukaryota, Metazoa, Chordata, Aves, Apodiformes, Apodidae. Gene Ontology annotation, molecular function: GDP phosphatase activity; UDP phosphatase activity. The transcript has 9 exons. Gene Ontology annotation, cellular component: plasma membrane. Gene Ontology annotation, biological process: nucleoside diphosphate catabolic process.